AUGAAUAGCGAAGCUAAUGACAGUACGGAUGCAACAGUGGGUAUUGAGAACUCUGAGACCGUAGAAUCCAUCGCAGAAACUUCAGGGGAGAGCCGUACGGAUAGAAUUCGUAGGCUGAAUAGAGAAAGACAGAGACGAAGGCGCGAAAAACUGAGGAUGUCACGCCAGAGUGAAGCGCCAUCGACAACCAGUAACGACGUGGACCCGAGCAACGAUGUUGACUUGCUGUCUGAGGGUUGUGCGAUCGUAGAGGUGACGCUACCGCUAAAAGUCGAGACAGAAGUUCCAGAAGAAACGGAGGAGAAGCCGACUCCAAAGACUACGAGGCCGAAAAGAUCAACAAGAACACGGCAAAAAAUAUCAAGGCGAGAAGCGACCGCGGAGCAAACUACUUCGGACACAGUGUCUUCGGCAAACAACGCCAUUUCACCACCAUGUCACGAAAAUAACUCGAAAUAUGAUGGCGCUUCAGAAGAAAGCACAGUCCUUGUCGUCGCGAGCGAAGUAGAAGUGGUUGAUGAAAAGCCUCAAGAAAACGGAACGGAGGAACUUGCUGAAACUCCAGAAAGUAAAGCAGACGGCAAAAGAAGACGUCUACGUGAGUCAACGAAGAGACAAACAGACAAAUCGCCUGAAGACGUCGCGACAAAGCGAGUUGUUAGAGAGCGUGAAAAAAAGAAAAUGCAUGAUUUGCCCGAUGAGGUCACGGCCAGACGUGAGAAACAACGCGAGUUAAAAAGGAAACAGAAAGAGCGAAUGAGCAAUGAGCAGAUUGAGGCGCUGAGAGCGAGAUAUCGUGAAUGGCGGCGAAAACGAAAGGAAACCAUGACGAGCGAACAACUGGAGGUAAUUCGGAAAGGAAAUCGGGAAAGGCAACGAAGACGGCGUGAGCGAUUAGGUAUCAGAAAGCGGUCAACAACACCACAGACGAAAGGGGCUAGCGAAGCAGUGAUACAAGGCAUUAAGAACAAGCAAGCACAGAUUAUUAAACCGCUGCAAUCGAAUCUAACUCCCGAAGCAAGCCUUGUAGCAGCCGUAAACCAGGUCGCUUCGCUGAACAGCGUCGAAGCAGCAUCGGCAGCCGCCUCUUUGAUGCCUAAUCCCUCUCGAAUUGAGGGCCCUGUCGCUGUCACAGUGGAAGUGAAUCCAGGGGCCCCUGGAAUGACACCUAAUGUUGCCCAAAAUACACAGACCGUCGUAGGACAGCCGCCUUCUUCAGCCGGACAGAUUAUAAGUCUUCCUGUCACAUCAGCAAAUGUAACACAAGGUUCGUUGCCUCCCGGAAUGCCCAUGCUUGGCCCUCAAGGAACUAUUCUACAAGGUCUGCCACCUGGAUCGGGAACUCUUUACAGCAUGUCAAUGCCAGGAAUUCAGGGGACAUUGUUGUCUGGAGUGCCUGUUACUGCUGGACAAGCUGCAGUGCAAGGAAACAAUGUUGCUGGAAUGCCUUUCACAGGAAUGCAAGGUCUUGUGCCGGGGAUGCCUGCUCAGGGUGCAUUUCUGCCAGCAUCACAGGCUGGAGUCCUUCCGGGAAUGCAGACAUUUAGCAGUAUGGCGCCAACCAUGACCAAAGAUGGGCAGAUCUUACACAGCAUCUCCACGCUUCUUCCUAUAGCUCCAAUGCAGGGCAUUCAAGGAACAGGCCAAAGUGUGGCCUUUCUUGCACCCAUGCCUAUUGCUGGUCCCACUGGUCAGGUGCAAGCCUUUCAGGACGUGAGAGGAGCAGUAGCUACACCAAUCAAGGCCCAAAGUCCUGGAACAGGAACAAUGGUUGCUUCUGUACCAAUAGCAGAGAGUGUCACAGCAGAAACAGUUGCUGUUGUAGCUCCAGGAGAUGGAAGUGAUACAAGUGGGCAAGAUUCCAAAGUAAAAACUGCUGAACAACCCAAACCCAGAGGAAGGAGAGGUCGUAAAAGAACCACUUCUGCUGCUGAGAUGCUAGCUAACCUGAGCAACCUACCUCCAAUGAGCACUCCUAUGUCCUCAAUGCUAUCUGCCCUGGCUUCCCAGGUCAGAGAGAAUUCACAUUCUUCUGUAGUGACCGUAGAAAAAGACAGUGAGCCACCAGCCAAGAGAGCUGCAGGUGAUGCUUCCCAGGUCGCAGCAGUGAAAAGAGCGCCCCCUCAAAAUUUGAGUCAGUUAGCAGUCAUGGCUGGAAAUGUACCCUCUACCGGGCCCAACACAGUUACCUAUACAGAGAGUAGUUUUCCUGUUUCAAAUUCUGGUGCUAAAAUUCCUCACAUGAGUACAUUUCUCAAUCCCAUGGGUGGUGGUCAGAUUCCGAGUAUGGGUGUACCAUUUGCCAGGCCUGUGAAUACCUUUCCUCCUGGGGUACAGGCCAUGCCCGGUCAGUUCUUUGCACCAAAAGUGUCAGUUGGUGUUGCAACAGAGGAGAUCAGUAAAACAACAGUAGGCACCAACACUGAAAGCAACAACCAUGUGGAAAACAAUGGGAUUUACCAAUCAGCUGCAAUGUCAUCCAUAGGUACUAUGACUGACUCAUUGUACAAAGUUUCUGUCGGGACUUUGACAGGACAGAACAAUGACCAAGCACUCGAUGGCAACACAAAUUGUAACACUGAGACUGUCCUAGGAGACAGUUUAACUGUAGUUCAAGUUGAUGUCAUUGCACCCAAGGAAACUACAACUGUGGUCCACCCACAAGAAAUCAGUCCAGAGGAAAUAUUGCAAGAGGCCUUAAACCCGGAGCAGAUUGAACCAGUUGUUCAACCACUCGAUGGCAACACAAAUUGUAACACUGAGACUGUCCUUGAAGACAGUUUAACUGUAGUUGAAGUUGAUGUCAGUGCACCCAAGGAAACUACAACUGUGGUCCACCCACAAAACAUCAGUCCAGAGGAAAUAUUGCAAGAGGCCUUAAACCCAGAGCAGAUUGAACCAGUGGUUGUUAUACCAGAGGAUGUAGUUGAAGAAGUGGUAGAAGUAGCUGAAGUAGCAAAGAUCACGCCCAUUGGAGGUGCUAUGUAAACAUGGGGAUGCAAUCAGGACAAGCUUGAUGGUAAAUAAUAUUACUGUGAUUAUUCUGGACUUAGUAGAGGUAAUUUUAGGUCAAGUUUAAAGCCUAGAACAUGACAAUGAUUCCUCCUUUGUAUCAAGAGAACCAUAAGGCCCAGGUAAAAGAUUAAACUUCAAAUGCUAUGAACUUAACUCUAACAAGCAAAAUUUAUUGUUCUCUCUCAUUAGUAUUAGGUUCAUCAAAUGUUACAGUACUACUCAAAAGUAUGUUGACAAUCACUUGCGCCUUGAUUCUCGAAUCUCGAAACUUUCAAGAAUCGAGUCUCAAGUAUUGAGAUUCAAUUCUUGAGUUUCGAGAGUUGAGUCAAGAAAUAUGAGGACUUUGUGGCCUGAUUGAUUUCUCGAGGAUCAAAUUCACCAAACAGACCACACUCUGGUUUAAAAGAUUGUGAAGUACACACUGCAGACUGCCACAAACCACUUUUGUAAGCCUCGCUUUCAUUCCUGUCCCUGGAAAAAUUUUCAUUUUACGGUAUCUGAAGAGGGAAAUUUUGUGCAAUUUAAGGGCCGAGUUAAAGAAUUAGAGUCAUGGGAGUGGCACUUUUAUUAACUUAAAUUUGCUUUAUUAGAAAAUUGUUUUGUGUGUGUAGCCAGUCCUUCUGUGGCAACUACAUGGUGACUUUUGGCAGCUGCCAGAGCUUCUGGAGAACGCACACAGUGCUGUUUAUUGUGGUGUAAAAGGAUUUGUUAUGACAAGUCCACAGAUGAAAUCCAACAGUAGGGCCAUUUAUACGAGGAAAAAUUAGACGCGAACUUUCCGUAUAAACAGCACAUUUCGUCUAAAAUAAGUUGCGUCUUAGUUAAGUCGCGUCUUAUUGUAGACGAAAUGUGCUGUUUUUACGGAAAGUUCGCAUCUUAUUUAGGACGCGUCUUAUGUAAGACGUGCCUUAUUUUUCCUCGUAUAUAUUAAUGGCCCUAGUGUAUCUGUUGCAGGCCAAAAUUAUUAAUCAGGUUAAAAUUUUUUAGCUUCUAAAGGUUGAUUCUCAAUUUCCUUUGUCUCUUAACAAAGAAAAUUGAUAAUCAACCGAGAUCAAAAAAUCUUGACGUGAAUUUAAUUUUGACCUGUAACAUAUCCACUGAAGUGAAACUUAUUACUUGAGCUUGUGUAGCACUGAGAGUCGUAAUCUGCAAGUGGUAUUUAGUCCACAAAAGGGGUCAUGGUCCCAAGCGUUCCUAGCAGAGACUGAGGAAACUGGGGAUAAAAGUGGUAAACUUUCAUAAUAUGGAAAUGAGACUGGUAACAAGUAUGCUGUUUAUUUUUGGCAAUGAUGUAAUUUUUGUGUGUUUAUAUGGGCAUACUCAGUCAAUGCAGAAACAAAUCCCCGAGAACGAUUUAAGAAGUAAAUACCCCGAAGAGUACUUGAAAGUUGAUAAAAAAGGACUGUGAAAAACUUAUAGCAAGGAAAUACUGUUUCGUGUAGGAAGCCACUUUGUUGCAUAGGUAAAGAGUUCGAAAGCAAGUGAAUUUAAAUUUAUGUGAAUCAAGAAUAUUUCUGAAAUAUUUGAAGCAAUUCCUGGCAAAUUCAAUUUGUUAUAUGUAUUUAAUUAAUAGAUAGUGGCAUUGCACUUUAUAAAUACUUGGAAUAUCAAUGACUUAACUAUUUGUCACAUAUGUGUCAUGCAGCUUUGUACUGACUGUCAAGCACUCUGCUUGCAGCACUUCAUUUCCAAUGGAAAGUUCUAGUCUAUAAAUUGUGAACUAGUCUAUUUAGUUUUGUAGUAUUUGGAGAAAUGUGCUUUUUUUUCAUACUGAAGUGUUCAUUGAUGUUUCCUUGGUGUCAUAAUGUAGAUUGGCAAAGUCUCUGAGCCUCAUAUUGCCUUUGGAGAUUCGUUGAAAUUCAUAAAAAUUUAAACAAUCUUAUAGUUUUUAUUGAGGCUUACCCAUAUUAUAAUAUUAAUGGUUAGCAAAUGGCACAAGUUCAGGUACCCAAUUGUAAUGUUAUAAUCUUUUUCCAAUUUUUAAAACAGAAGGUAUGCAAAGUUUCUGACUGUUGUAUUUACCAAAGGCAGUCAAUGGUUACUGUGUAACGUGACUAGCUAGAAGUUUUUUGUCCUUCCCCACACAGACCCUAUAGCUUCCAUGCCUGCACAGACUUCUGAAGAAUAAACUGCUUCCCAUUUUUUAUCUUAUCUCCAAGCAAGGUUGAGUCAAUGCUUUUAGAACGUCGUGUUGAAGCUAUUUAUAGUUUCCUGUGAUACUGUUGCUGAAUUCUGCUGAAGAGUACUUUUACUUUGUGUUACUUGUGUUACUUUUCCUACAUGUAUCAUUAAAUGCGAAAUGUGAUUGGCUUAGAAAGGGUGGUUAUUUUUUGCAGCAUUUGUUCACCACUUGUAAGAUGCAAAAUGAACGACUUAAUUAUGGUUUUCAAGGAAUAGAACAAGGGAAUGUUUGUUUCUUACAUUUUCUGUUUCUUUGUGCAUUGGUUUUCAGAUUUUCUGUUUCAUGAGGACAAAGACAAGCAAAAGACAUUGAGAAGUAUCUACAUGAGGUCCCUAUUUUAAAACUCUUUGAACUUAAAAAUUUAUUUAAUUAGCAUAAAAAGAGGAGUACAGUUGACUCUCCUAGGAUGGGCAAUUUUGCUACUGCAUUAAAAAAAAAUGUUCCUAUUCAAGGGGGUGUCUCUCUGUCAGCUGUCCACCUCAAAGAGAGUGAAAAAAAGGACAUUAAUUAAAAUAAAAUAAAAUGACUGAAAAAAAAGGAGAGGUCAACUUGAAGUGUCCUUUUUGGGAGUUUUCUUCCCUACAAAGUUGUCCAUCUUUUACUUUAAGAGGUGUCAGUCCACUUUAAAGAAGAGGCCAACUUGAGGUGUCCGUCUGGCAGAGAUGCCUUUUAUAGAGGGAGUUGACUGUAAUAUGUGGCUGGAACCACCACUAAGUGGACCGUGCUUUUUUUAAAGGAAUGUCGCCCACUGUGGUGUCUGUGAAAGUUACAAAAAAACCUUUGACAAGGUACCUUGAUUUUAAAAUCUUCUCUGUGUAAAGGUGAUGUUACAUGAGACUAUUCGCAACGACGAUUUUUAGCGCAACAUUGUUCCAAAAUUGCAUCGCUGUGUUGCGCUUAAAAUCGUCAUUGCAAAUCCUUCUGUGUAACGUCAGCUUAAGAAACAAAGGGUCCUCAUUACAAUUCAUUCCCUAUCAAGUUAUACAGUAGCACAUCAUAUUCUUUAUACUAUACAUAUAUAUUAUAUAUAUAUAGCACACAAAUUAUUAGAGUUAAUUAUUAGACUUCUUCUGAAUCUAUGCUGCCUUGUGACUCCAGUUUAUCCAUUAAAUAAUUUUAUUUAGAGACAGAAGUUUAUUGGCAUUGGCUCUCAGAAAGGUUGAUAAGAGUAGUUUUGUAGUAAAAUGACGGCAUGUCACAAUGACUUGGUUUAUUGGUUUAAGGGAAUUUUUGUAUAUUUUAUCUGUUUAUGGUAAGCUGGUAUGCAGUAAUUUUUUAAUAUACAGUACAUGUGAGAAAAUUUAGACUGGUGUGAAAAUCUUAAUGUUGAAUUAUCGCUUAAAGAUGAGUGAUGUUUUGAAAAUAUCGUACUUAGACGUAAAGUUUGAUUUUUCAUAGUAGGUGUUAUAAUACCUUUUUAAGUGCAUGGUGGACUAUAACUACUCCUUCAUUUCCCAUAGAGAUAGUUGUAUGCCCUUUAGCUUAGAGACUGCUUCUUUUAUGAUUUAAGUGAGUCAGUGGGUCAUGGGUCACUGAAAAUAGUGUUUAGGGUUAAGCAAUGAUGAUAGUGAUUGGGCGGGGUUAAGCACUGGCAAUAACAAUUGGGGGUUACCGGUAAGUACUGAAAUAGUGAUUAGGGUUGAGCACUGACCUGAAGUGGUUAUAUCUACUUUGGCAAAUACGAGAAAUUCAAACUUUUGACUCAUGAUUCAUUGACUCAUUUGCUCUUAAUUCUCUUCAUCUUACAUCAAAAGGUGAUUUUUUUAGCUUGUUGAGGUGUUCACUUGUUGUACCAUAAAAAGAAGUGAAGAAUUACUCAUAGUCUAAUGUGUAAAAGAAAAAAACGAAGGCUUCUAGGUUUUAUUUUCGUACAGGCAAAGCCACAUAUAGAUUGAUAUUAUUGUUAUUCCGCAAGGAAAACCAGGUAAUUUGCAUGGUUAUAUUGUAAUACAGCAGUAUUAGGUAUUUAGAACUUACAGAGGACAAUUGCACUGAAUCUGAUUUAAGCAUGACAGGAAAAAACGAACUGAAACCAGUUUUGGAAUGUUUGCCAUGCUGUGGCCAGUCACACAAGAGAAUGUUUCAGUUCUGUUUAGUGCUUUGCAUUUUAAUAAGUAAAAACAUGCAUUUCUUUGGUCAUGACCAGCAUUUCAGAUAAUUUUUGGUGCUUCCAUUUUCCUGUUCACCUUUUAACGUAUAGUUUUAGUUGCGCUAAGCUAUUCAACAGCAUUCAUUUAGUUUUAGACAUAAUUGGUGGACAUUUUGACCAGAUUGCUUGUCUUGACACUUAAAAGAUGUCUUUGAACAAAAAAGAAGUGCUUUAACCUUAACCAGAAUCAAAACAUAGUGAAACCAAUGUAAUUUAUUGAAACAUGAUGAGACGUAACACAAGUAGGCCAGACAUGUAACAUUAAUAUUUUCUAACAGGUAACUUAAGGGUGCAUUCAAUGAACAUUUUUCAAUGGAAAAGUGGUAUACAGUGUAUUACUUUCUGAUGACCCAGAGCAGCUCUUAUGUCCCAAGACAGUAGCAUAAUAAUAAUUUCCUGAAUGGUGUUGUAAUCCAUUUCAAAGUUAACAUUAAUUUUACAUUUUAGAAAAGUGAUAAGGAAAAAAAUCUCACCUUAAUUGUAACAGUAUUGGUAAUGGUUUUGAUGUCUCAGUUUUUCAUGAGGUCAUUUCUUUUUUAACCUCUAAGGGUGGUGAAUGGUGAACUUGCAUGGAAACAUUUUUAUCUAAACUUGAAAUUUCAGAAUAUUUCUGAUGAACCACCGACAGUAAAACCUGCAUUAAGUUGAGACCAAUGUGUCAGGAAUUUACUCGAAAAUACAUGUAAGUAUGUGUAAGGGCCAGGAAGGGCAGAAAUUACAGGCAGUUUGUUAGAAGUUUAAAAUGGUGAGCAGAAAAGUUGGAUCUGUGCCCCUUGGGUCUGCUUAAAUUAUACAGCUGAACACUUUUUUAGUAUUAAGCUUUUUUCUUUUCUUUUUUUUUUUUUUGAUUUUCAAAUACUUUGCUGCAAGGUCUCAGAUUUUGAUAGAAAGUCUUGGUGUCUCAGCAAGUCUUAUGGUUUUCCAUUCACCUACCUUAGCUCUGUAAGCUGUCUCUAUUACAGGGUUUGUACAGAGUCUUGAAUUCUUGAAAAAGUCUUGAAAUUUGCUCCGCAGUUUUCCAGAACUAUAAAAGUCUGAAAAAUGGAGAUAAAGUCUGGAAAAACGGUAAAAAAUCUUGACGUUUUUUUUUCAAAGCUACAACAAGUGCUUUUAGAAGUGAAUUUCUUUUUCAAUUUGGUCAAAUCUUAUUCAAUCUCGCCCGUACAUUUGUAGCACACCAUGAAAAAAUCUUUGUUCCUGCGUUUAUUAAGGUCUCUAUUGAUCACCCAAUUUGAUAACCUUGAGUCUGGAAAAAGAAAUUCUUGUUUUGGAAAAAGUCUGGAAAAAGCCUUGAAUUUUGGAUCCAAAAAUCUGAAUGAACCCUGUUACUAACAGAACUGGACUAAGACUGUUAUUGAAUGCACCUAAAGAGUAUAGACUUGUAUUUGUCAUUUGAUGGACUGUUGGCCCCUUGUGUUGACAACUGGUUUGUUUAUAUGGUACAACUAUAUGUGAUUAUUUUAAAACACAGUUAAUGAUUUAAGUAAACAAAACUUUAAAAACAGCUUGUUGUCUUCUUUGUGAAGGGGGUAUAUUUUGCAAGUUGUGUUAUGCUAUUUGUUCAUCGCCAUUAUGUGACAGGAACGCAUGAUGCCAUGUCCACCAUUUUGAAAUGGCAGCCAUGUUGCUGCCCCAAACAAAUGUGUAAAGACUUUGUGUUACAAAUAAACUUGCAUAGCUGGAGGCCAUGUGAGUGAAAAGGCUCUUUUUAGGGUCAUCAGGGAGGGAAGUGAAAUAGCUUCCAGGAGAAUUUCCCCCCCUAAAAAGGGCACAAGUGCUUGUAUUAUCUUUUAGGGGGUAAAGUUUGGCAAUAUAAACAGACAAUAACAAUACCAUAAUUUGCAGUCAUCUAGAUAGCUUUUUGGGUAUAAAUCAAACAAUGACAAUGCUGUCAACCUGUCUUUUGAGUAGAAGGCCCAUUGUAGGUAUCUCUAGGGUGAGCCACCCUCCCCCCCCCCGACCCCUUCCCCACAAAAAAAAAAAAAACAACCCCAAAAAGGUUUGAAGAAUACACCCACCACCAACCCCAAAAAACCAAAGCCAUUUUGAAACCCCACCCGUGGUUUCCCCGCAACAUUCAAUCCCCACCAAAAUUCCGUCCCGAUGAUGCACACCCCCCCACAGAAAGGGGUAAAGUGCGUGCUAUUGAUUGAACAGGAUUUUCGUGUGUGCUCUUCCAAUCAAAAAAAAGAAAAUAACAAUACCAUAAUUUGCAGUCAUUUAGAUAGCUUUUUGGGUAAAAAUCAAACAAUGACAAUGCUGUCAACCUGUCUUUUGAGUAGAAGGCCCAUUGUAGGUAUCUCUAGGGUGAGCCCCCCCCCCCCCCCCCGCCCCCUUCCCCACAAAAAAAAAAAAAACAACUCUAAAAAGGUUUGAAGAGUACACCCACUACUAGCCUGAGAAAACAGAUGACAUUUUGCAACGCCACCAGUGGUUUCCCCGCAACAUUAAGUCCCCACAGAAAUUCCGUACUGAUGAUGCAUCACUACCCAGAGUAGUGGGUAUAGUGCUUCUGAUUGAUUGAAGCAGAUUUCCCACGCGGCACGACCAAUCUGCAGCACUAUCCAGAUCUGGGUUGUGAUGUGCCAUCAGUAUGGAAUUUCUGCACUCAUUUCUCAGACCCUAUUUCACGGGGAAGCCACUGGUGGUGUUGCGAAAUGUCGUCUGUUUUCUCAGGCUAACCCACUGUUUUUUUGGGAGGUCAUUCUCCUCCUGCAAUAAUUUUAACCACCAUUUUUUUCAUAAUCCUAAUCUGUCAAAUGCACAGAUUGCUGUCCAUCAGAUAGAUAAAGGGGCCAAACAGGUGCAAUACAAAUUCACCUCUCCACCCGUGCACUGAACAAGGGACACCUCUAUAAGGACACCUACGGCUGGUCCCUGCCUUUCUUUAGUCCCUUCAUUUGAUGGACAUCUCAGUAAGGCAGACACUCAAAGCCAGUCCCAAAGGUGCCCUCUGUCUUAGAGAAAUUUGACUGUAACGAAAAUCUUUAUCUUAUACAAGAAAUGGUUUUACAUUGAUCUACACUGUGUAUAAUGCAGACCUCACUGAUCUUUGUACACUCACCAACCAACAAGCCUUUCAUGAGUUGUCCCAUGCCUCUAUUUCAUAAGUCAGUCAAAUUCCUUGAAGAUGGACACCUUUGGGACUGGCCCUAAGUGUCCGUCUUAGAGAGAUGUCUGUCUUAUGGUGAGUCAAUUAUAAGGACUAAAGAAAGGCAGGGACGAACCCUAGGUGUCCGUUUACGUUCCGUUUUACUGAGGUGUCUGUCUUAUAGAGGUGUCGACUGUAGUUGAUAUGCAAAAAAUGAUUUUAAUUUUCAUUCAAAUAAAACCCCUUUUCAGUCAUGAUAAGUUUUGCACUUAGCCUCGUUUUAAAAGUGAGAGUUUCUGAGACUCGGAAACGGGGUAGCAGGGCCUUGGCUGUGCGGGACAGCGCCCGCACGCUCCCCCGCUUCGCACCCGAGAUAGGUCAUGCGCACUUGAGUAGAAGAACACUUCCCCUUGUCCAAAUGGCCGGAAGUUUUGAUUCAAGACAAAGUCAAUUGCUAUGAUCGACGUGUAGCGCCUUCCUUUCAGUAGGCACGUAGAACACCUUUGGCCAAGAUGCUUGAGAAGCAUAGGCAUUUGCUCAUAAAAUUUAGACAGGAGAUCGCGGAAGAUUUACUGGUGGACGAUGUUCUUGUUUUUCUGCGGAGCAAGUUCGUGCUUGAUUCGGAUGACACCGAGGUCAUUCGAGUGGAGAAAACGUCCCAUCGACAAGCAGAAAAGCUGCUAGACAUCCUCCCACAGAAAGGAUUCGAAGCGUUUGAUCAUUUCUUUUCUGCUCUAAGUGAUAAAUACCCGCAUUUGGCCAAGCUGUUGCAGAAUGAUUCAAACGAGGAACAGUUCAAAUUCAUUCUUGAGACUGUCGAUUCUCCUUUGCAGUGUAAGUAACCCUAAUAAUCAACUUAGGUUGUAAAAUUAUUGUUAAAUUUGUUGAUAGUUUUAUUAGCAAUCUAGCUGUUAUUCAAGCGGACUUCGCUGGCUGCCGUGUAUGGGUGCUGCAUGUAAUCAUUUCUCCUCCUUGUGAUUUAUUUUUGGGGAGGUCAGACAUGAAACCAGAUAUGCAAGGGAAUUUUAGUUUAAUCCUGCCACUGUUGUUAUGCAUUAUAAUAAUUAUUUCUCUGCAUCAUAAUAUUUUUGUUAAAUUGGUUUACCAAGUCAUUACAAAUUAAUGUUAAUUUUAAUGCAGGAUGUUUGCCUCUCUUGGAGUUUGUGUGAGGGGCAGUAAUGAGGGAUCUUGGGUGAGUGGUACUACCUGAGCCUUUGGGUGGGUGAGUACUUUUGGGAUCAACAGUUACCCUUAGUCUAUACCCACCAUGUCUGUACCCUAGGUACCCAAGAGGGGAGAAAAGAAGGGGGGGGGGGGAAGAGUUAAAGGUCACAGCAGUCAAUUAUGGAAUCUGAUGAUAAAUGCUAUGGUGCUACCUUUAAAUGACUCAGCUUUAGUAAGAGCUUAUUUCAUAUUUUUAUGGUUUUCACAAAACUGCAUGUAAUUCUUGCCUGGCGGAAUCACAAAUGAGGCUCAAUUACGAGCUGAUGUUCAGGAAAUGGGCCUGCGCUCCUCCUGCAAACAGAUAACUGGGUGCAUGGGUUUGCUGUUAUUGAUUUCCACCAAUCAUGACCUCUUCAAAUUGAGCAGGAGGCAUAAAUUUAUUUUCCUGGAGCAGAUUUCAAAUGGUGGAUGCAGAUGUGUUGUUUUAUGUGGUGGCAAUCAUGUUUUAGAGUGUUUUAAGAUUAAAAACCUGAAAUAUCGAGAAGCGUUAGAGAGGCUGGUGAAUGGUAAGGAUGUCUUGUUGAUCUGGAUCAUGAAUCAUUUUCCAGUCUGCACCAAUGGUUGUUGACAGCUAAUGUGAAGGAGAUAACUUUCUAUGUCCAUUCCCGUUGUAAUUUCAACCCAAAAUUUGCAAAUACAAGGUGCAAAAUACCUAAAAACAUCAUGUCAUCUGCUGAUUUUUUUUGGUGAAUACCAAAGCAGCAAUGUGUUUGGUAUCUGAUGACAUUUCCCAUAUCCGUAGUUAACAAAACAAGGAAUGACCCACAAUGAGCUACAAUGAGCUAAAAUAAGCUACAACUACAAUGUCCUACAAAGAGCUACAAAAAUGACAGACAAUACACACACACAUUGACCAUGAUGACACACAUCGACACAUCAAAUGAUCUACAAUGACCACAUCCAGUCAUUGUGGGUCAUUCGUUGUUUUAGUAUCUACAUUCCCAUAUCUGGCUUUUUCUAAAGAUGCAUGCAUUAAAUUUUGAACUUACAAUGCAGACACAAUUUUAUUGGUCACUCACACAUCUACCCUUUUCUUCUUGGGAAGGACCUAGAGAGUGGGCGAAUCAAACCUAAUGACAAAUAUCAUAGGUCUCAAAAUAGGCAGAUCUCACAUCAUGAUCAAGCUAGAUAAUUAAUUCAAACUUCAAGGCCAGGAUACUGCAACAAAGCUAACUACAAAGUUCCUUUCUUAAUUUUGUUUCAUCAAUAUUUUAUUCUCCAACAGUAGAAAUGAUGAGUGAAGAACACAAAGAUAUCCUAAAUACUAGCAGAGUGGAGAUUGUGGAAGAUUUGCUGGUUGAUGAUGUUCUUAACUUUCUUCGGAGUAAAAUGGUGUUUGAUCUGGAGGAUACUGAACUUAUUAGAGCAGAAAAAACUUCAAGAAGGCAAGCAGAGAAACUCUUAGACCUGUUAGAAACCAAGAGUGAUGCUGCAUUUUAUGACUUCCGUGAGUCAUUAGAGGAACCCUAUCCUCAUUUAGUGGAGCUGUUGCAAGACAAUUUGAGAAAACCGCGGGCUGUCUCAGAUGUCAGAGAAUUAACGGAAAGAGGUGAUCAUAUAAUAGUUUUGGAAGUUGAAGUUAUGUGAAGUGACCUGUUUUUUGUUGAUUUGAGAUCAAUAUACAGUCGAAUCUCCAUUAAGGGGCACCUGUUUAAGGGGCCACCCUCUAUCAAGCGGCCAGUGACCAAAGUCCCAAACUAAUUGUAGAAAAGAAUGGGGAAGUACAGCUCUAUUAAGUAAAGCUCUGUUAUCUGCUGAAGAUGGGCUGCACUGCCCUUUGCAGAUCAGACAUUUAGAAGCAGUCGUGGCCACCUUUUGCCCAUCCCAAUAAGAGUUUUUCCAUUGCUUUCACCUCCACUAAGUGGCCAUCCAGUGCUUACACUUAGUUUGGCCUCAUUUUAAGAAUAUAAUGAAGGAAAAUAAGGACUGAGGAAGAAGUUGACGACCGAUUGUGGAUCAGUAAAGCUGCUCUCGUUACGUGUUUGUUUCAGAAGAAAGUAAUAUUUCUGCUAAAGAUUAUGCUAAUUUUUGAUGAACCUCUAUUGAAUAUCCAACCUCCAUCAAGCGGCCACCUGCUGGUACCACGAGGGUGGCCACUUAAUGAAAGUUCAACUGUAGUCAACUCCUGAGCAUAUGUCUUAAUGGAAUACAUACCUCUUAUUAGCCAAGUUUGAGGUCUGUACUGUAAAUUAUGUGUCCUCGUUUUUUUUCACACAUGGGCCAUAUAUCAUUGGGAAAAAACAAGGAUAUGUAAUUUACAGUAAGGAUUGAGAAAACAAGGCUAAUAAAAUGUUUAUUGUAUGGCGUCCUGUUUCUGGGAAAGGAAAUUAGUGCAGGACAGGCGAUUUGACACCCAUUUGUCAGGUGUCAGAAAAUGAAAGUUCUCAUUGGCUCAUGGAAACAAUGGUGCAAAAGCUUUGAAAGUAAAAUCAAAAAGUAAAUGUGCCAAUUUGAUUUUCUGCCAUAGUUGUAGUUAAUAAAAUCCCCUAAAAUUCAGGCAUAAAGGGUAUUGACAGGGUCUGGAAGGGGCGGGGGUACUGAUCCAGCAUUCCCACUCCUUUUUUCAUGAAAAUCCCACAUCCCGCAAUUUUUUCAUCACUUUCCCAAAUCCAAUUUUUUGUUUCCAGAACAUAUACGUUAAAAAAGACUAAUAUUAAUUGCUGUAAACAAUGUAAGAUGUAGAUUGGCUCUUUUGAUUAAUAUUUUGAAUUUACAAGUGUUUUAUUGUCAUUGCAAAAAGGAAAUACUUUUUCAUGCCUCAGUAUGAGGAAGUGGAGGGGAAAAGGAGGAAGAAAGGAAGAGGCAGAGAGAUAUACAAUAAAAAGAGCCCCCAUGUGUACUUUUCUAACAUCAGGGUGAAACAGUGGGUCUUCUGUCCACUCGUCUGUUGAGUGUUUGACAGUUUCAAUUUAAUAUAUGAUCAUUACCUACAUCACUCUAUAGUUUGCUUUCAUAAUGCUUACGUGUUUGACUUCCCAUUUGCCACCAGAAUGUACGACUUCCCAAAUUCCCAACAGACAGAAAAAAAACCCGCAUCCCAUGCCCACAUUUUGGUGAAUCCCACUUCCCAGGAAUCAGUCAAAUCCGGUUUCCUGCCAACAUAUUUUGUGUUUUCCCGAAUCCCACUCUGUAUUAAGUUUUGGUCAAAUCCCAGAUCCCAAAAAUACCCUUUCAAACCCUGUAUAUAUUGAGGGUGACGCUGUCGAAGUCUGCUUAUGUCUUCGAUGUCCUGCUGAAAAAUCCUAAUAACUUAAACUUUUUGAUUUGGUCUUUGCAGUUGAAAAUGUGCUUCGUGAGGGUGGUGUUCCACAGCGACCAACGGUCUUUGCCAACAGAGCAAGAGAUCUUCAUAAGAUCCAUACUGCCCUUAGAGCGUUAAAGGAGCGAGAUGGUUGGGUCAUUUUACAUGGCAUGGCUGGAUGUGGCAAGACUGUGAUGGGCUCUGAAGCUCUUAGGAGCCCUGCUCUGCUAGAGGAAUGUUUUCCUGGGGGUGUACAUUGGGUGAGAAUUGGUCCUGUUGACCAGUCCAAACUUCUAAUGCGAAUGCAAAAUCUCUGUGCCCGUCUUGAUUCUGAUCACAGUCGACAACCACCAAGAAACACGGAAGAAGCCAAAGACAGGCUCAGAAUGUUAUUUGCUCAUCAGCAUCCUCGAUCUUUGCUAGUUCUAGAUGAUCUUUGGCAUUCCAGUGACAUUAAAUAUUUUGACAUUCGUUGUCGUAUCAUGGUUACCACGCGGGAUGCUGCAAUCGCAAAUAUGGUUGGUGGAUCGAAAGCCAAAGUUCACAUCAGCGAGGGCUUCACAGAAAAUGAAUCACUACAAAUUUUAGCCCAGUGGACAGAGCAAACUGUGAUUCAUCUUCCAGGGGAAGCAACUGAAAUAUUUCAUCUUACAAAUGGCUCACCAUUAGCAAUAAGCAUGGUUGGUGCACUGCUCCGUGAUCACCCAAAGAGAUGGAAGUAUUAUGUCAGCCAGCUUAAGAAAAAGAAUGUCAGCAAACUCAAGCCAAAGUUUGAGUAUGAAUAUCCAACUCUGACAGAAGCAAUUCGCAUGAGUAUCAAUAAUUUGCAUGAUGACUUAAGAGAACUGUAUGAAGAUUUUGCAGUGUUUGAUGAAGAGUCUAAAGUACCAGCCCAGGCCCUUUGUAUUCUAUGGGAUGAAGAGGUAGGGACACUUCUUCUUCACCUGCUAUCUUGAAAAAUGCAUCUGGUUUCAGUAAUGAUAUUUUUUAUGGGGAUGGGACAUUAACCCAUUGCCCAUCCCCCAUCCUCCAUCCCUAUCCCCCAUCCCCCAUCUCCCAUCCCUAAUUCCCUAUCCCCCAUCAACCAUUCCCCAUCCCCUAUCCCCCAACCUCCAACCCUCAACCCUAACCCUUAAACCCCAACCUUAAGGAGGGUCUGUGUCUCAGUAGGUUGAAUAUUAUUUUAAUGUCAUCAUUUGGGUGAGUGUAGUUUUUUCAUCAAAAGCGCUGUUUUUUUUAGUGAUUGAGAUUUUUACAAGCUGAGCUGCAAUCAUUGUCCUGGACAAAGUUAUGAUGACUUCUGCACAGCUUAUCAAAACAUCAGUCACUGUCUUUAACUGUUGUAUAUUGUAGUGCUCUUAACAAUAGUCAGUCCUGGCUAACCAGACUGGUCAUUUUGAAAAUGAAAUUAUGUUAGUCUUGUUGCAAAAUUUUCAGGAAGCCCCUCACUGCCGUGCAUGUUAUUCAGUAAUAGACUGAUCUUCUUAAAUAGUCUUGAACAAUAAUAGUGGAAUUCUUUUUGUGACUCGACUGUGUUCUGGCCAGUCAGUAAUCAUAAAUGGUAAGUGUUCCUAUUCAGGACACAUACCUGGACAAUAUUAUUAUUAUUAUUAUUAUUAUUAUUAUUAUUAUUAUAUUCUACAUACUUCUAAAAAACAUUGAUGGUGUCCUUCUCUAUAGUUUGAAGUUGUAGAGGACCUGAUGGAGGAUCUAGUAAACAAAUCACUGGCCAGGAGAAUAGUGAAAUCUGAGGACGCCUUAGGCACUUUUUAUAGCAUUCACAACCUACAGCUGACGUAUCUUCAAGAACAAGCACAAAACUUAGAAGCACUGCACAAGAAACUUGUAAACCAGUACAAGAAAUUGUAUAAGGGUGAGAAAUGUGUGAGAAUGGCUUUUUUACUUUAGAGAUGCAAUCUAUAAUACUUGGUUAUACUUACCUACCUAAGUAUACCUAUGUACCUACCUAGCUUACUUUUAAAAUACUUAUUUACUUACCUACCUACCUACUUAUAUACAGUACCUACCUACCUAACUAUUCACUUACGUAAAUACUUAUUUACUUACCUACCUACUUACCUACCUACUAGCACCUACUUUUAGUACCUACCUACUUACCUACAUGUACCUACUUAGUUACCUACAUCUACUUACCUACCUACCUACUUAUUCACUUACUUAAAUACUUAUGUACUUACCUACCUAUCUACCAACCUACCUAGGCCCUUGGCUUCUAGUGAAGCAUAGGCCGUCAACAACACUCCUAUACUAUUAUUUCUCUUAUGGUAAUUUUCCCAUCAGAACCUCACAUCUGGAAGGACACUAACUUUUAUUUCAUGGAUACCUAACAGGGUUGUUUAGCAAAAUGAUUGAUGAUGGCUAUAUUCACUGGAAUCUUUUGCGACACAUGCUUAAGGCUGGUCUUGUAGAUACGGCAGAGAAACUUGUUACUGAUCUGGAGUGGCUGGCUGCAAAGCUUAGAAUAACAGGACCUGCAGAUUUACUGAAUGACUACAUGUCCAUCAAAGGAGUUGUUGAUAACAAGGUGCUGUCAUAAAUGACAUACAAAGAGAUACAUCUGGUUAGAAGCCCCCUGGAUUUAAGCCUCCUUAAUUCCAAAUGUAUUGUAAUGAAUUCAAGUUAUUAUCGUGUUUUGAAGCUUAUUUUGAAAAAAGGAAAAAUAUUAGGAAAUGCAAAAUGUAUUUUGAUAAGCCCCCUUUGGAUAUAAAGCCCUCUUAAACCCCAUAGGCUUAUGUAUAAUGGCAGGUUAAGGCAUACAUGUAUAUUCUUGUCAGAUUUCAGGGUACACCUUUCUGUGGUAUUGAUGAGGAAAAUUUGUUUAACAGUCAAGAUCUUUACUUGUUGAUCUUUUUAUUUUUUCUUCCAACUAUUAUGUUUGACUGAUCAGUAUUGCUGUAAGGAGAAAUUUAAUUUUGGUCAAUCUGAAUGGUCAAAGGGUUUGAUACAAACUAUCGUAAGAGCACUUCAUGGACUUAUUGAAGUUCACAAUUUUUCUCUGGAAAAAAUCCAACAGUUUUUUUUUUACUUGGAUUAGGAUACGUGAACAGGUUUAAGGGAAAUUACGUGGGUGUCAUACCAAGUGUAAAACAAUUGGCUGUGCCUCCCUUUUGGAUUCUGUGAAGAAGUGCUCUUCCAUUCAUAAGCAAACUGGCAUUAAUUUUAGCACUUUUGGAUAAAUUAAGUUUAGCUUCUAGAAAUAUAUAGUUGAAAGGAAGGAAAUAUUUUAGCACUUAUACAAUUCAUUCAUGAUCAAAUUUUUAGGCAUUGAAAGUCAUAGAAGAUUUCCAUCAUUUUGUGAGUGUUAAUGCGCAUCGUUUUGUGGAGAAACCACUUCCUGAUUUGAUCCAGAUGGCUCUGAGUGAAUCAUUAGACUCAGAGGUGUACAAACAGGCUCAAGAACAAGCAAUGCAGCUGGCGGCUGAGGGCAAUUUCUAUCUAGACUGGAGGUGGGAAAUAAUAUUUUAGUUUUUAAUACAGUGUACUGUAGUUUGUAACAGCAGUGUUUAACAAAUUCAAUUUUAAAUGAUUAAUUCAUUUAAUAGCCAGGAAUCUAUGAGGUGAGGGGGGGGGGGGGGGGGGGUGGUGGUGUGGUUUCGUUAGGGUUGGGUCUUUAUGUGGGGGGGGGGUGUGUUAUCUAAUGGUGGGGGGUGGUUUUCGCCUGGGAGGGGGGGGUUUUGGGGGAAGGGCCAAAGGCCGGAAAAUUUUUUUGUCCAUAUCCUCCUGGGUGGGGUUGGUGGGUUGUGGGGGGUGAGUGAGGUAUUUGGUGUGUGAUGAGGGAGGGAAAAGAAUUUUUUUUAUAUUAUGUUAAGUGUGUUGUGUUUGCAAAGAAGGGAAUAAAAAAAUUUAUAUUUGAAAGGAAUAAUAUAUAUAGAAGAGGGGAUACUUGGGGGGGGGGGGGGGGGGAUGGGUUGUGUGUGUGUCUCCGUAAGUGUUGGGCCUUAAUGUGCGAGGGAGGUUGUAUACCUAUUGUUGGUGGUUGGGUUCAGCCAUGAUGGGCAGGUUUUGGGUGAAAGGCCAAAGGCCAGACAAAUUCUUAUGCCUAGUCCUCCAGGCUGGGGUUUGGGUGAUGGGUUAAUAUCCCAUCCCUGAAAAAAAUAUCAUUACUGAACCAGACACUUUUCAAAACAGGAGGAAAAGUGUUGAGGCCUUAUAUGUGUAACAGAGUGAAAGAGGUGGGGCAGUUGUGGUAUGCUUGACUGGGCUUGACUGAAAGUUGAUGUCCUCUGAAACUAUUUGUUUGUCGUUAUUUCUUUUUGUUUUGUUCAGUAAUCAAAGGGAAGAGUCACAGGAAACUCUGCUUAUAACUGUCAAGAUUCAUCAAGGAGCAGUUUACUGCUGCCAUUUCUCACAAGAUGCAAGCAAAGUGGUAUCCUGUGGUGCUGACAAAACUGUCAAGGUAUGCACAGGCAUCCCAUCAUAACACUUAAAUUGCAUUUAUAACUGUAAACAAUAGGUUAUUGUCAAAACAGUUCAAAAAGAGCCUAUUGCUUAAUUGGAGAAUUGGCUUCUCUUAGGGGCUGGUUCUUUCAGAAAUAGAUGUAAAUGAAUUUUUUAUUGCAAAAUACAAAUGAUUGAAGAAAACUUUUUCAGCGAAAUGACAACUGCAGCUUGUGGUUCCGGUUAAGAUGUCAUCUCUGUGGUAUGUAAGAGUACAGACAAUAGAAAAAUGUUGUAUAUGUCGUUAAAUACACUCGGAAUAAAUAAAAAAACUAUUUUUACAUGUCUGGACCACUUGGACCUUGACUAAGUGAGUGAUCAUCAUCGUCUGUUUUGUUCCAGGUAUGGGAGAGUCAUUCUGGUAAAGAACUGCUGUCAAUGACAGGACACACUGAUGUGGUGUACUGUUGUAACUUUUCCAGUGAUGAUGGUAGAAUUGUUUCUUGUUCUGCUGAUCAUACAGUGAAGGUUUGUAUGCCCCCAUUCCAAGUCAUCAUUAAUGUCACCAUAAAUUAUUUGCUAUGGUUUGUUCAUAUCAUCAUCAUCAUCAGCAGCAGCAGCACUAGCAUCCCAUCAUCACCAUUAAUAAUUGUCAUGUUCAUUAUUGUCAAAAAUUAUCAUCAUGAUUGUCAUCAUCGUCAUCAUUUUUUCAACCAAUACUGUAGUUCAAACAGUUUGAUAUAACUCAAAAGUAUUUUAAUUUAACAAAAAAUAGUCAAAUUUCUGUUAGUCUGAAAAGACCUUCUUGUUCCUAAUCCAAGGGAUUCUGGAUUGUAGGGUCAACUUCCUUGAUUUAGCUAUCUAGAAAAUCUCAGAUCUCUCAGAAUUGCAGUCUUGACAGAUAAUGGAAUUAGUCAUGUCAGUCUUUCAGAAUAAUUCUAGCAAAUUUCUAAGAUAUUUUGAGAACUGUAAAGAACAGUAAGUUACAAGUCCUUCCAAGAGGAGGAAUGCUGUCACUUUGUCAUUCAUUUCUGAGACUGCCUGUCACCAAGUAAGUUAGGAAAAAAUGUCACUGUUGCAUUUUAGCAAGGGACAAAAUAUUGCUUUUGGUUCAGCAUAAAUUUUUGUGAUACUCAAUUUUUGGGGGGAAUUUAUGACAGAUAUAGCACCUGGAAAGAAUUAUUGUUAUCAACCUUUCUCCUUCGAGGAACCGUUCUUGAACAAUACCAUAAUAUUAAAAAAUGUUCCAAAGAAAGUAACAAAAAAUGUUUGGAAAUAACAGAAGGGAGUUUGUUAUUUCACUGCCAAAACAGGCCAAAUGCAAAAGUGAGCAGGUGUCGCUUUUACUACUUAAAAAUGGAUUGUCUCAGUCACAAUAUUCUUUCCUCUAUUUCUGUUGAUUGUCGGUGUUUUCUGAGAGGAAUGUCGCCUGUCGCUUCUACCCCUUGGUAGGCCUCGGUUACAGUGCUUACGUUUUGAGGACAGCUUACCAGGUGUCUUUUGUUUUUUUGCUUUUGUUAAGAUUUGGGACUGCAGUAUAAGUGGAAGAGAAUUGCUUAACUUUAAAGGUCACAAUCAGGAUGUGUUCACUUGCAUGUUUUCACCUGACGACAGUAGUGUGGUUUCCUGCUCAGCUGACAAAACUGUAAAGGUAUUGUUAUAGUAAAUAUCCUGUACAUACAUUAACCACCAGUAGUACAAUAAUGAUGUCGUUGAUAGGUGUAUGACAUAAUUAGUAAUGUCUUCAAAGCAACUCCAAGAUCCUUGUGCUGGAUUACCAGAAGUGCAUUUCGAAUUUUCCUUCAACCUGAUUAGCUAAUUGAACAAUGGCUUUUUUAACAGGCCAACCAUAGUGUGCACUCAAACCGGGUACACAGCUGGAAGUCCAGAACAAGGAUUUUGGCACUGGCUCACAUGUGGACUUAACCAUAGGUGGAAAAAGGGGGGAAUAAGCUAUUGAGGAAAGCAUUCAUGGCACUCCACUUAGAAAUAUUUUCACUGGCUAAGGAGUACAGAAUUCUCCUUGAUUAUUCAUAUGGCAAACUUCAGCCUUGUUUGUCUACCGCCUGUACUGUAGGGUUAAUUGACGUGUAUUUCUUUUUCCUUUCUGUCCUACCUUGCAAGCAGAGGUUUCUCUCCCAUGCGAACGACUUCAUAAAAGCUAAAACCCAUGCAAAAGAGAAACCUCUGCUCGUUUUCUGUCCUUUUCAAUUCUUGAACAAACUGAGCACACUUCAGUUAAUUGUGUCAAAUAUUUAAGGUGUGGAACAGUGGAACUGGAGUAGAGAUGGUGACAUUUACUGGUCAUGCAGAUAUUGUAAGAUGCUGCUGUUACUCGCCUGAUGGGUCAAGGAUUGUUUCCUGUUCUGACGACACUCUUGUUAAGGUUUGUGGAGAUGUUUUAAGGUAUCAUCCAGGGUAAAAAUUCAUAUCGUUUCCUAAAUUGCAAUUUUUAGAUGAGUAGAUAAGCUCGAUGGGGACUAUUUUUAAAAAAAAAAUUCCAAGAAAAUGUUAUCUGCAGAGACAUUUGGCUAUUGAGUGGGAUACUAAAACUGAAGCUGUACAAGUAAUAUAAAUGUGUGUAGAUUGUGCUUUUUAAAGAUGUGCCCACCAAGAGACAUUCAGUUAUAAAUUACUUUUUGUUUCUAGGUCUGGGAUUCUUUGUCUGGACAAGAACUGUUUUCUCUCGAAGUUGGCACAAACUCUGCCAUGACAUACUGCUGUUUUAAGCCUACUGGAUGCAGCAUCGUUGGUGUCUCGGAUACUUCUGUCAAGGUUUGGCAUAAAAUAUUACAAGUAUUCUUUUUAUUUAUAAUCGUUAUCUGCAAAUUCGGUUUACGGUCAUCUCGCCACCGAAGAAAUCGCCACCAAGAAAUCGUCUCGCCACCAACAAAUAAUUUUGUAUUAAUUGAGACAGUUUAAUACCUCGGAUUACUUACCUAGGAGUUUUACUUUUUCGUCAAGCUUAUUCGAAUUUAGAGUCGACCCAAAUACAAAUCGGUGGAUCCUUGCGUCGAACGUCUUAUGCUCUUGAUAAUGCAAAUACUAAUAUUACAUGUAUAGGUUCUGUGAAUGUAAACUUCGACAUUUGAGACAUUAAAAAACUGGUAGAAACGUUUCACAACCACGACUCAUUUCUUUGAAAUAUGAAAAUAAAGUAACGGUUAAGAAAUUUCCGUUCAUGAAGGUUCAAAACAAUGCUAAGCUAAGUUCUAUUUUUGGUGGCGAGAUGACCAGAACCCGCUAAUUCAAGCCAUAGAUCGCAAUGGGAAAUACAGCAGUUACAUCAAUAUUAAUUGGGGUGAAUGUAAAGUUUUGCCAUUUAAAUAAAAGCCAUACCUUAUCAAGGAAGAUAAAUGCAUCGUGAAAUUAUCGCAAAAAAUUUGUGUCAAUUGUGGCCUUAAUUUUUGACAACGUUAGUUUUCGCGACCUUAAUUUCCAUUAUUUUGGCCCCAAAUUCUUGAUGCACUCCAGCCAUUCUUGACACCUAAGAAAGAGGGGUAUUUUAUCAAGGUGGAGAUCCACCAGAAUCAGUGAAACUCUAAAGAACUUUCGAAGUGGCCAGAUUUCUUCGCUUGACUCCCGUCGUACGUUUAGGGAAAGUAUAGCAAACAAAUUUUUCAUUUCAGAUUAUUUUGCUUAAUUCUGUCCCUGUGUUUUGUCUCAAAAAAUUUUGUUUCUUUGUGAACAUGGCGUUGAUUUUCUUUAUUUUCUGAGAGUCGUUUGCCAUUAAAUUUGUGUUAACUUAAGUCGCGUUAAUUCAGUGAGUUCCAAGGUGAUACCUUAAUUUCAUGGGUCAAGUAGUAGGUAAUUGCCAUCUUCUUUGUUUGCAUUUUUGUUUUAGAUAUGGGACUCAACAACUGGUCAAGAAUUAAAGAGCCUCCAGACACCAUCUACAACCCUCUCUUUGGCUUACUCUCAAGAUGACAGCAUUUUGGCUUUGGGCUUGUCUGACACAACUGUUCAGGUAUUUUGUUAUCCUCUUUACAACUUACUAUAAAUUAUUGUUACCACUUUUCAAGAAGGUUAGUACAGUUGCUAUAGAUCAUACAGCAUCUCACGUAGAUGUACUUGUGAAGAAGCCCUAAGAACGUCUGUCGUGGCAAGAUUUUUAAGCAGGGGAUGGAGCUGAGGGGAAGGGGGGGGGGGUCGGUCUUAUACCAGCAUCAUUAUUGAGUUCAUGUGUAGCUCUUGAAUUUGACGUGUUUUAAAGAUUUUGUGCAUUUAUCUUUUUUUUUUAUCUUAAAGUAACCUGUUACCCAAGUGAAACAUGCAAGUGUGGAUGGGAAGCAGAUGCAGUCUCCACAAAUAUAUUGUUAAAUAUUUUUGCGAGCAUGGUUUCGUGGGUGCUUGCAGGGUUGUAAAAGCUCAUAGGAAAGCCAAGAUUAAGAUGCAUUCUCCUUUGUCAAAACGCAAUAAAUAGAAAGUGUUCUAAAACGGGCUUACCUUUGAACUGUGUUUGCCAAUUUCUUGUGGUGCUUUGAUCAUGUAAGACCAGGGUGGCCUAUGCGUAAUGCACUGUUUCUUGUUUUUUUUUUCUGCUAGCUGUGGAAUGCCAUUAGUGAAGCCAGCUUGGGUGCGUACAGAGGUCAUUCUGGUUGGAUCCACUGUGUCGCCUUUUCACAGGAUGCCUGCAAGCUGGUGUCGGCAUCAGAUGAUGAAACUGUGAAGGUAAUGAUCAGUGAUAAAAGAACUGUUUAUGACUGCCGGCCUGGAGGUAAAGUGGUGUAACGCCCGAGUACAUGGACACCAGGUUACCCUGGGUAACAGGGGUUUUUUCUCGCGUGUGGCGGGAUGUUUCGGGGCCGACAGGUCUUCGUAAAGACUUGACCGAAACUGGAAACCGCGCAUGAAAAGUCUUUGGUACUCAGGGUGCUUUCGUUGAUUAUUUUUUGAAAUGAAAAUGAUCAUUGGAUGAGGCUGAAUAUUGUGUAAAGAAUUGUUUCUGUCAAAACAUUUACAAGUUCGCGAUCUGCAAUUUCAGGAAACUAAAAAAUGUUUUUCUUUUAGGUAUUCAAUAAAAUGUAGUCGACCUCCUUCAAGUCUAUUUUCUUGUUGUUGAUAUCUUGAGGCAGUAAUUACCUAAGUUUUUGAAAUCUUCCAUCAAUUGUCUCAAGCUGUGCUCUAUUAAAAAUCUGAAUCUGAUCCCUCUGUGUGUCUAUUUUUGUUUGAUACAAUAGAAUGCCAACUGAACUGCAAAGUGUUUGUUCAACAGAGACCCGAGCAGGUUUAGUUGGGUAUCAGUUCUGGCCCUGCAGAAGACUUGUUCUCCUUAUCAUCAUCAUCACCAAUUUUGUUUCCUCGUGAAGUGCAGAACCAUUAAAAAAAACUUGCCCAGCUUGACUUCCUUUGACCAAUGAUAUUACAAGGAUAUACUGUCCACUGUAGCAACGAUUAUUUGCUCUGUAUGUUGCCUGUUUCCUAAUGACUAUGGCGAUUGAGUUGGUUCUGUUUUACCAAUUUUUUAUUCUUUCUCUGUCUGUAGAUAUGGACUGUUGACAAAACUACCGUUCAGGGCUCUAUCAAGCUGAGAAUGGUUUUUGAUGUUUUAUUUCUGGAUGGGUCGCUGAUUAUUGCCAUAACUGAUGCUUGCAACAGGCUCAUGGUAACAUUUGCUAUUACAAUGAAUGCGUUAAUUUAAAAACUGUCAUUGACACUUAGGGUCCUUACCAGAAGUCAGAAAAGGCCAGCCGGACUGUCAGCCGGACUGGUAUUCAAGAACCUAACAAAUAAAUCGCCCCAUCCAGAUUCUGGAAUCUGGGAAAUUUUUGCUUGUGGAAUCUGGAAUCCCCACUAUCAUUGGGAUCCGGGGGGGGGGGAACUCCACAUAAAAGUGACGGGGAUGCUCGUCGGAAAAUUAAAAUUAAACCCCUAAGGGAGACCAAUGUGGGUGUGGCUUAAGCUUAAACUGACCCCUAAAGGAGACCACACAAAAACACAUAUAUCACGGCAUUUUCCUUGUAAAUUUCUUUAUGCACAGCCCUAAGUGAUACCUGAAUGGGCAAAUAUAGUGACUUUCCGUCCCAAACACCCCAAAUGAGAUCGAAAUUUGCAAUUUACAUCCCUAAGCGAGACGACGGGCAUCUCCGUCACUUUUAUAUGGGAGUCCCCCCCCUCCCCUCCGUCUCUAGAGAGAUCUAUGUCAUUUGGACGGAAAGUAACAUAAUUCCAGUGAACAAGAUCCAAAAGGCUUUUGUACUUCACUAGUACAAAAGCGCAACAUAAAGUUUGUGUAAUUUUCCCUUUUAGAUAUACGAGGGUGAAAAUACCAAGUUUCUGGCACAAAGUGAACCACACGCAUGUAAAAUCACUAGCAUAAGUUUCAAUAGUGAUGGACGGCAAGUUGCGAUCGGCUUAGGUGAUGGUAGCGUUAAGGUAAAAUUCUUUUCUUUUCUUUUCUUUUCAGUUCAGUUCUUUUCGGGGGUUUGCAAGCUGUUAAACAUGAACAGUGAAAAUUCCCGUAUUAACCCCUUCCCUCCGAAAAAACUCUCCCUUUUUCUCUCCGCUCAGCUUUGCUCUUGGUCUGCAAACAUGUAAUACGGCGGUCAUGUUGGUGGUCACUAUAUUGAAUUUUAUUUUUCCAAAAUUUACGUGAAAAUAGAGUUUAGUUCCCAGCGAAGAGAAAUGCUGCCGUUCUUGAUCAUCAACAUGGCCGCCGUGACGUCACACGAAGCCAGCAAUGCUCUCUUGCACGGAAAUCGUUUUACCUUGGAAAUUACAGUAACUUCCGAUAAAAGGUAAGAGAGCACUCAGCCUGUACUAAACAUUGUGAUGAGUCGUAGAAUUCAGAAUGUUGUGCAGAAUAACAGCACAACAUAGACUUGGCACAAGAGUACACGGCACAGUACACAAUACGUUGUCAUUACGAUCUGCCAGUCUUAGUUUUGACAAAUGCUAUUGGGAAUAUUUAACAGAAAACUCAUUCUAAUGGACCUUUUUACCGAUACGGCGGCCAUAUUGAAUUUAUUCGAUUUAAGGAGUAUUAUAGGAUGCCCAGGGGGCAUGAGCACAUUUCGUUUGUAUUUUUAAGCGCUUUUCGGGACAUUUUUUCCUAAAUUUUUUUUGAAUAAGAUUGUAACGGGAAAAAGAUCCCUGUGCCGUGUUUGGAUGUAAUCGAUGAAAUAUGCAGUGAAAGACCAUAUUUCUAAUACUAAACUAGAAAAAGGCGAUCAUUAUUACAUCCAAACAUGGCACAAGGAUCUCUCUCGUUACAAUCUUAUUCUAAGAAAACUUCAAGAAAAAAUGUCCCGAAAAGCGCUCAAAAAUACAAACAAAAUUUGCUCAUGCCCCCUGGGUAUUCUAUAAUACUUCUUAAAUCGAAUUAAUUCAAUAUGGCCGCCGUAUCAGUAAAAAGGUCUAUUUAUUCAUGAAUUGUUCAUUUGAGAAGUGUUAUUGCACCAUCUGCUUGUUUGUUUACUUUAACGGUUGGAGUUAAAGCUUCAAUAUACGGCAAAUUAGAAUUCUUUCCCAAUGGAUAUUAUAAAUUCAUCAUACAUGAUAACUCACUCCCUAAGUUAGCGAUGAGUUUCGCUCAUGUCUUGUUUUAGUUCGUCGGUUGUUUCCUACCCUGCGAGCAUAGGCCCUUCGAUUAUCUAGGAAGAUCGAAGGGCCUCUGCUCGCAGGGUAGUUGUUUCCUGAAAUCUUAGGUAGAAUUUCCCCUUCACGAGAUAAAUUUGUGAGUAGAAUACUUAUAGUAAUUUUUUAGUAACCUUUUCUCAUGAUCUCAUUUUCAAAAAACUUUUUUUUUUACUUAGAUUUUGGAGAAAUCUUCUUUUAAAUUCAGUCAAGAGUUUCAUGACCACUCAGGUCGUGUGAAGUGGUGUGCAUUCAGUAAAUGUGGUCAAGUUUUAGUAUCGGUUUCGGAUGAUUCCACUGCAAAGGUAACAUUAGCUAUAACACUGGUAAAAAUAAAUAACGUAGAACAAAACGAACGACAAUUUUUUUUCAAUGUUUGGACCUUAGGUCUUGUAAGAUGCAAUUUGCUCUUUUGUUGCUUUUGUUUUAACAGUUUUAUUCCAGUUUUUAUCCACGGUCCAACUAAUAUAUACCAAGAAAAUUGGCCCUGUAUUCUGUAGUUAUGCCAACAGCUAAAAGUAACUGUGUAGUGUGUGUUUAAAUUCAGUCGGAACAAACAUUUACUACUGGUGACAAUUUACAAUGAACGUGUUCGCUUACUGUGUAGGUUUACAGUUGUGUGGAAGGACGACUUCUGUUCUCACUAGAAGGCCAUACUUCCAGUGUUCAAAGAUGUAUGUUCUUUAAUAAGGACCAUCGACGCCUGCUUACGUCUUCUCUAGAUGGAUCACUUAGGGUAGGGACUGUUAUUUUUUUACUAUUUAAUUCAAGAGAACAUUAAAAAUCCAUUCUACAAAAUGCCCCGAAAGAAAGCCACUCAGAAUCCAUGUGAAGUAAGGCAAACUUAGCCUGUGUACAGACGUCCUCUCCUCCCUCAGGAAAAAAUCGGGAGAGGAGACUUAACCCUGGCUUGAAGCUUUGUUGCGACCUUAUUUAAGAUUAAGAUUAAAUCUUUAGCCUGAUAUAAUUUCCAUAUAAUACAGGGUGCCUAAUACGGUUCUUCAAUUUCGUCAUCCUGGGUUAAAUUCAACCAUCUUUCGAGUAACCGGGCCCUGCAGUUCCCAAAGAUUCCUUUAGGGAAGAAAGUCGAGUGCCAAGUAUUGAAUUCCAAAUGUCAUUCCGUAGAGUGUCGAGGAACAUUUUUUUUGAAAUUGGUCACGGUGAACGAACACGGUGACAAGGAAUGAAACAAGACUUAGGUCAACUCCUUCAUUACCCAGCCAGCCCAUGGAGCCCACUCCACCUAGGGUAACGGAUUGAGGAAAUCUCCCGUAAUUGGACAUGGGUCCCAACCACAUACAAACACUAAGUUUUCAACCUUCUUGCAUUAGUCUAUAUUUCUACUGGACUUCUAAAAGUCCUUUAUUUUUUUCCCUGGUUGGUUAUGCCAUUUUAAAGGACUCUUCAUACCUGUUUAGCGCGAAAUUCGCCGGUCGAAAAUUCUACCGUUGACGUCAUGACAAUUGAGCAAUAGGAAAGUGGGCGAUAUUUCACCCCGCUCCCGACACAGCAUAUGUCAAUCAUUUUUUUCCCGCGUAAAUUUAUAAUGUGAUUCAGAUCAAUUCAGGCGAAACAAGUCGAGCUCCAGACUUCGUCGCUCGCUCGGUCUUUGCGCGACCUCAUGCUUUUAAGCUCGUUUCACUCGCUUUUAAGAACUUAUGAGAGGUCGACUUGUAGUAAGUCUAUAUUUCUACGUACUUGACUUUCUGCAUACCCUUUAUAUACUAAGUCCAGUCAAAUUGUGGUUAAACACUAACCUGAUUGCAACAGAAUUUCAAGAGAUAAUCCUCUCGUGGCGUUCAGUUGAAAGGAUGAAGCCCUGGCUGCAUGGCUUUCAGUGACUCCUGGGUGGCGCCUAUUUCCUUUAUGUAAACUUAACUUUUACACACGGUUUUCUCUCAAGGUGUGGGAUACACAGACUGGUUGCCUUCAGUUUUCCUGUAAGCACAGCAGUAGUGAAUACAUUCUAUCUUGUGAUGUGUCGCAGGAUGACUCAAAACUGCUCUCUGGAUCAGUGGAUAGAUACGCCAAGGUAAACUACGGAUUAUAACUAUACAGCAAGCUGAGGUGAAAUCCUCAACUUGGUUAUCAUAAUCACAUGCGAAACAAACUCUGCACUGUUCGACAGGAACGUCGAAGAAUAAAUAAAGCAACGAAAAAGAAUUGGACAAUUUUGCACGUGCAUCGCGCUUUUCUGUUAUUUAUUUAUUUAUUUAUUUUUUGCUCAUUUUAAUACGACGUGAAAUGGCGACUUUAAAGUUUUGUUUAGAACGUGGAACGUGCACGUUCAGGAGAAAAAUUUGUACCUGUCUGAAUUCCAUUCCGAAUUCGAAUUCGAAUUUUUUUUAAUUAGGUAGAGAUUUGUAAACAUAAUUUUUGUACUUAUAUGGUCACUCUUAAUAGAUCUUUACAUACAGUGUGUAUUUUGAUACGGCUUUCAUGUAAAGAAGUUUUUAACUUAUCGAAAGUACCGUAUUGAAGUAAAAGUGAUUCAUUCAUUCAUUAAACUUGGACGCGGAUUCUCUUCUUUGGAAGCUCCAACUUAAUUUCGCAGAUUUUAAUUCAGUCAGUAAACGACUUGAAAUAAUCGCGAAAAAGUUUGAAAGGACGCCAUGUCAGUUUUUCAGUGAGUUUUCAUUGGAGUCGUUUUAAUGUUGUCGGAACGUAUGGUCUGUAUUAAUGUGAACCCUACACCACACGUAGCUACGUCUCUGAAUUUUAUGGCUAAUGCCGGUCCAGGCUAGCAAUUGAUUCCAAAUCUCUUCGUCCAUAUGUUUUUCGUGUAACCGUGAUCAAAACCGCCUCGCGCGACAGACUCAAACAACGUCAGAUAACCGCUCAGUGUAAACACAAAGUGUCAUGAAAAUAUGUUUCAUUUGUAAGCAGUGUGAGCAUGUUUCGUUAAGUGUGAACACAACAUUAGUCAGAUUAAAUUUAAAACACUUAUGAGUAAUCUUCCUUCUACCAUGCUAUGAAAUUCUAAAGUGCUUAUUCUAGGCGGCGGGUCUAAAAUACAGGUCACUUUUCACGGGCCAUUCCUAAAAUGUUAUAAGCAGGCUUAGCUUACCUCUGCGUAACUGUUCCAACUUUCGUUUAACUGCCGCAGUGGAAUUCAGAAUACAUGUAGGCAGGUAGCUUUUUGUGUAAUUACCGACACUUUCAAACUUAACUUUGAUUAAAGUAAUUGGAAAGCAAACUUCUGAAACUAAAGAAAACAAGAACCAAGCCACAUGUUUUUCAACUUCGUCUGCACAUGCGCCGAUUACAAAUUGAGGAGAUGUUGACGCGUGGCACGUGCAGCACGUGCAACUCGUGUUGAUCAGCUUAAAAUGAAAAUACAUAGAAAGAGCUCUCCUGAAUCAGAGGCUCAAGGCCCAAAACUUUAGGCAAUGAUUUACAACUUUUCUCUCAAUUUAUGUUUGCACGGGAAAUAUUAAGAGACGCUAUCAAAUUUAGCGCCUCCUGACUUGAAAACGUAUCGCAGUGUUUUUGUCGCCGGGACUGUUGAGAGAAGUUGAACGUAAUUCUACUUAGUGUACGAUUUGCUGCAACGAAAACGCUACACGGACGUGUUCGUUUUAGGUAAUGUCAGUGGGAAAUCCUUGUUACAACGGGUGUCGAAACACAAUUGCUAGACGAGUUGAGCUGGAGAAUUUCCCUAAAUAAAGAAAAAGCUAGAUCCCUUCGUGUUCUCCGAAUUCCACUGCGCCAUUCUAAACUCUACGUUUGGGCCAAUAUUGCUUCGAUCUUUGCAGUAGGUGUAAAGAGCAGAGCUUAAAAUGUGAUCAAAAGAGAAUUAUCAAUUUGCUCAUUUUUGAAUGUGUUUAGGUUUGGGAUGCUAAUUCUGGAGCUCUUUGUUUCUCCCUUGGGCCGCAUCCUGACUGUGUGAGAUCUGCGUCAUUUUCUAAAGACAACAAGUUCAUCUGUACUGGCUGUGACGAUGGAACAGUUAGAGUAAGUGCAGAGCUGUAACAUUUGGAGAUAUGAGCAAAAAAACCCAAAUUGAAAAUGAAAAAUGUUAAAAUGAAUGCACAAACCAACGAGAGAACAAUAAUAUGUUGAAUGAAUAGGCGUCCUCAAUUUUUAAUAGGUAACUUAAAAAGUAUCUGUUUAAUGAGUAGUUAGGGAGGUAUGUGGUUGUUGUAAGUUUACUUUCGUCAUUAGACAUUUAGUGAAUCAGACGCUAUAUAGAGUUAAAUUACAUUCCAACUAUACACAUAGCAGCUAUAAUGAUGUCACUAUACCUCAAGUGGUAUAAGCUCGUUAAAUGUUUGUUAUGGGCUAGUAGGGGUAUUAUGUAAUGUUUUAAACACACUCCUUUGUCAGGUGUGGAAUGUCGCUGAUGGACGAGAACUUGCAGUUUGCAGUAAACACGAUGGAUGGGUAAGCAGUUGUUGGUUCUCAAGCGACAGCGACUUUCUGGUUUCCGUUAGCAACAACAUUAAGGUACGAUUAUAUAUUUUUUUUACUGGAAUAUUUAUUCGUUUGUCACUUGUUGUUUGCUUGCACAGUAUUUUCUCCAAUUUGUCUUGGGUUUACAGUCGUUCCAAGAGAAAUCGAAGACAAUAGAGACCUUUAGUAUCAGUUGUUUUCGUGGUUAGUGCAAACUGCAAACCUGAAGAUGUCCGUGACCAUGGUCUUGCGGUCACGUUUGCAGUUUGCAGUUCACGUUUGACGGCGGGAAGGGCUUCCAGCGGUAAGUGAGGCAAGGUUUUUUGGUACAGCCUCAUAUUUUAAGGCAGGGAAUAGGUUUCUACACCCACCUGGGAUGUGUUAGUUAGAAUUUGAACUCCAGUCAAUGAUUUCUUCAUGGUUUGUAGGCGAUAAAAGUGAAGCUCUUUGACUUUACGAAAAGUAGCGAACGCUUGCUAAAAUUCGAAAUUUCGACAACGUGAAACUGCAAACGCGUAAAUGCAAACUGCAGAUUGCGGUUUGCUGUUACCUAUGAAAAACAUGAUACUAAAGGUCUCUAAUUGGGGGGUAAACAAGGUGCAUUAUGGUCUAUGUCAAAAUGGUGCAUUCGCUACUCAGUUGCUAAGUAACAAGCUUUCCGCGCAAAGACUUCCGGAUUGUUUGGGUGGACAAGCGUUAGUUGUGAUAGGUUAAUGACAUCCAAAGGCGACCAUAAACCGAUCAUUGUUUGUAAAUAGGCCACCCAAUGAUCCCAGAAACCUUUUCGCCGACAGCUUGUACCCAUUCUUCUCGCAGUUUAUGGCAAAGUGAAUUUGUUUUUCUUGUUGCAUAAAUGAAUCCAAGUUAUUUGCUGGCCCCGUAGUCUCCCACGCAGCCGUUUUUGUCACACCAGACUGAAGGAGCGUUGCGUGACCAAGUGGCAAGUGGGAAACUAUUGGCCACGAGUAACCGCAAAAACCUCGGCAAAUUUUUACUGAAUGUCAGAAAGUUAUCAUUUGUUUGAUUUUUUGCCUGUCUCUUUACUCCAGUGGUGGAAAAGAGAUAGCACAUUGUGUCAACAAUUCAACUUGAAGGGAGUCCAGGCAAAAAGUAUUCUGUUCUCGCCUGAUUUCAAGACCUUUGUGACAGUGGAUAAUGUAGGAAUGAUCUACGUUUUGAAGAAGAUUUCUCCGUGAUCUGACCACUGGAAUGUUCCCUAAUAAUGCUUGCAUAACACAAUCAAGUUCGAUAAGAAAUUUUUAGGAUAUACAUAUCGAAUUCGUAAAUAUUAUUGUGAUCAGAACUUGUUAGUCUUUUGAGGAAAAAACAAUUGCUUCGCUAUAACCGGACAUCCGUGUUAAGCAAGUCAAAAAAGUUAAAUUUAUGAAAGGUUUUUAAAAAGCAUUUUGUUUCCUCGAUUUAGUUUGAAGAUCAAUUCUUGCAAUAGAACGAGCCAAAAGUCAGCGUUCUCCAUAUUAUUGUGGAGAAAAAAGAUAGACCUCUUUAUCGUUACAUCGGGCAUAUUGAAGAAAUAAAUUUUUAUGAAUUUUGCGGGGUGUCUAGGGAAGAGAGGCAAGUUCUUGGCGAAUUCGCGAAAAGUUUUUUUGAUACAGAAUGUCAGAGAGGAAAAGCCGAUUUUUGUACCGUGUUUGGGUCAAAAAGAAAAAUGUUCUUUCGAAAAGUAUAUCUAAAUUUAAUUCUUAGUUUUCAAGAAACCAAAGGUCAUUGCUGCAUCCAA
This is a messenger RNA of Porites evermanni, 33005 nucleotides long. The record is from the annotation of a GenBank genome assembly. NCBI's taxonomy places the organism in Eukaryota, Metazoa, Cnidaria, Anthozoa, Scleractinia, Poritidae.